AUGGGACCAAAUUUACCCACAAAUAUCUUUCUCAAGAAAAAUGUAAGUUCUACGAUUGAGACUGGUGAAAAAUCACCUGCCGAAUCUAAUUUGGAAGAGAGAGAUAUGAAAUCAAAUGGCGAAUAG
This is a messenger RNA of Funneliformis caledonium, 126 nucleotides long. NCBI's taxonomy places the organism in Eukaryota, Fungi, Glomeromycota, Glomeromycetes, Glomerales, Glomeraceae. The record is from the annotation of a GenBank genome assembly.